Saccostrea echinata is the source of this 4941-nucleotide messenger RNA. RefSeq lists its product as uncharacterized. The record is from RefSeq and is a predicted model, not a curated record. Bases 1 to 4941 code for a protein of 1646 amino acids. Gene Ontology annotation, cellular component: membrane. The transcript is spliced from 35 exons. Lineage: Eukaryota; Metazoa; Mollusca; Bivalvia; Ostreida; Ostreidae. Gene Ontology annotation, molecular function: G protein-coupled receptor activity; zinc ion binding. Gene Ontology annotation, biological process: negative regulation of angiogenesis; cell surface receptor signaling pathway; adenylate cyclase-activating G protein-coupled receptor signaling pathway.
AUGUCAUCUGAAAGUUUGUGCGAAAUCAUAGCUGCAGGGAAAGAAUCAGGGUACACUGACCAAGAUUUAAAAGACUAUGCAAAAGAGCAACAGGACAGAUUGAGAGAUGAAAGAAUGGCUUUGAGAGAGAAAGAGAAACAAGAUAGAGCAUAUAAAUUAGAAAUGGAAAGGUUAGAUCAACAGUUGAAAUUCAAAGGAUUGGAACAUAAACAUGAACUUGAAAUGAUGAUGAAACAUGGUUCUGUUGAGCUUGCCACAGCAAAAGUCAGCUGUUACUCUUGUCAGCAGGAUGGGCGGCCUAUCAUCCUACUGCGUGACACAGGUUGUAAGAACAUUGUCGUCUGGUGCAUGGACAAUCCAGUAUUUGACCUCAUUAUUGGUGAAGUGAAUGACGCAAGAAAACUAUAUGAUCCAAAUCCAAAAUACAAAACAGUAAUUGCUGUGGAAACAAGUCAACAUAGACACAGUCUAGACUUUGACAUCACAUUACGUCGCAUACCAUUCUUUUCGCACCGAGUUGUCUACGAAUUUUUCCGUUUACCCAAUCAUGACGGCGAGUGUGACUGGUCGACAGAGGAUACUCAUUCCUCCACGGCAUCGGAUCCCACCUCUGUUUUCAAAGAAAUGACAGAGACCACUCAGAUUACAAUGAAAGAAACCACCGAUUUCUCAAGAACAUAUUCCAUUCCAUCAGAGAGAACUCAAAAUCCCACAGAUAAACCCUGUCCUUGUCAACAUGAAGGGACUUGCAUAGAUUCUCGCUGUGUUUGCCUCCUUGGAUAUAAAGGCAGAUAUUGUGAGGAUGAAUACAUAAAAAUUCUAUCCUAUAAGAGUAGCAACUCAGUAAUACGCGAAGGAAAGUCAGUGAGGUUCCAAUCAGAGAUCCUUGCUCCUGCUGGUUCCAGCGUCCAGUGGUUUCGCAAUGGAAACUUGAUAAGCAAUACAGCAUCCAGAUAUAUAAUGAUCUCUUCGAAAACAGUAAAUGGUACAUCGCUUCAUGUCCUAAAUAUCACAAGUGUUUUGCAGCGGGAUGAAGGAUAUUGGGUAAUUGCAGUUUCAAAAGGUUUGACCACUGAAGCCAGGAAUAAAACUAUAAGAGUUGUUCCAAGACUUCUGCUGCAGAUGACACCACAAUACGAUUUUUCAAUUAAAAGUGGAGAAAGUAUAAACCUUCGAUGUGAUGUCACCAAUCCUAAAUCUCUGACUAAUUUAUCGAAAGGAAGUUUAAUCUGGAAGAAAAAUGGGAUGAAAAUAUCACCAGAUUCUGGGUUAAACAUAAGAACAACAAACAUGUCUACUACUCUAAAGAAGGAAUGGGCGGAUCUUGUAGAUUCCGGCAGUUUUUCCUGCUCCCACUCUAGCUAUCCAGAUCCAGUGUCUGUUUCUAUAAAUAUUUCUGUUACAAAGCCAGAACAAAUCCGAUGUGUAGACGAAAAGUUUGAUAAUAUCAUAUGGAAAUCAACGGUUGCUGGAACAACUAAAAAAGAACCAUGUCCAGAAAAUCAAAAAGGAACUGCGACCAGAUAUUGUGAUUUUAAAGGUGUUUGGGAAACCCCAAAUCUCAUCAAUUGUACUGAUGUCGCUUUUGUAAAUGCCAAUAAAGAGUUGGACAGUAUAAUUGCUGAUGGUAUAACUGAGAAUGUAGAUGAGGCAGUGAACAACACUUUAGUGAAGAUGAAGAACCUGACAUCAAAGAGUAGUGUACUGAGUGCCGGGGAUAUCAGCUCAUCUCUUGACAUCCUAGAGAAGAUAGUCAACGUCACAAAUCUGACGAGUGCAAAUGUAGAAAAAGAGGCCUUCUUCGAGGUUGUUGACAACGUUUUAUCAACAAACAAUUCCAAAUCAUGGACUGCCGUCAGCGAUAAGACAGAAAAGGAUGCUAGUUCACUUUUAAAGAAUAUGGACCGAAUGAGUGAAGUUGUUUUGAAGAAAGAAAACAUAACGGCAUCUAAAUUCAAAGGCAAAAAUUUUGAGGUGUCUGUUGACAAAACAAAGGUAGAUGAAAGGGGAAUUGUUUUCCCAGAAAAAUCCGAGAACACACCAAAUGAUACUUCAACGGAUUCGAAGGAAUAUUCCACAUUUCUUGAAUUACCAAAGCAAACAAAUAAAAUUGAAAAAGCUGUUACUUAUGUAGCUGUCAUAUACAAGACGAUUUCAGAUAUUUUACCCACGGAUUCAAGUUCAGACACAGAAAAUUCGGACGAGGUAAAAGAAGGAAAAGAUACAACAAAAGAUUUCGUUAAUUCUGAAAUUCUUUCACUUACUACUCAGACUGAUUUGGGAAUUCUCUCCCCUCCUCUCAGUUUAGCCUUUCAGCACAAACGCAAGAAUAAAAGUACUGACCUUCAAGUAGUUUGUGUGUCUUGGGAUUUCACCAUUAACAAAUGGUCUGAAAAGGGUUGCAAAGUAAAUUCCACCAACAACAAGAGGACAGUUUGUCAGUGUAACCAUCUGACUAACUUUGCCAUUCUGAUGAGACCUUACACACCUGAGACUGAAGACAAAGCAUCACUGAAGACUUUAUCCUUCGUUGGUGUUAUUGUCUCCAUUGCUUUUACAGUUUUAACCUUUAUUAUAUUUAUUCUGACUUGGAAACAAGUAAGGAGUGAUCAAAAUACAAUGCUGCUUAAUCUUUGUGGAUCGCUGGUCGUAUCCUACAUCGUCUUCAUCACAGCUGUUGAAAAGACGGAAAAUGAGGCUGUCUGUACUUUCGUCACGGCUCUUAUCCAUUAUCUUUUCUUGGUGACCUUCUUCUGUAUGUUGAGUAUGGGUAUCUACUAUUGCAUGAGUAUAACCGUGACAUUCUACGCCAUGUAUGUAGCCAACAAUUUCAAGUCUAAAUCCAGAGUGCAAUGGUUCCUCUUGGGGUCAUGGGGCAUUCCGUUAAUCAUUGCAGCAAUAACUCUAGGAGCCUUCUGGGGGAAUGAUUAUCAUCUUAAACACUAUUGCUGGCUCUCAAUGGAAAGUGGUUCCCUUUUUCUCUUCAUUGUUCCAGUUUGUCUUAUUGUUGUGAUUAACAUGAUUAUAAUGGUGUCCCUGAUUCGAGUGUUGUGCGCUUCCAGUGCCAUGACAAAAUCUUCACUUCAGAAAAAGGCCGCAUCUGGAUUACGGUCUCUCGGUACCCUUUUACCUGUACUAGGUGUUACCUGGAUAUUUGGAGUCUUGGCUGUAAAUGAAAGCGCUGAAAUAUUUCAGUACAUUUUCAUCAUAGCCAAUUCCUUACAGGGUUUAUGUAUAUUCAUUUCACACGUGCUUUUAAACAAAAAGCUGUUGCUGGGUAUGAAGACAAAGUACCCAUCUCUAAGUGGACUGAGUAUAUUCACAGAAUCAAGCAAAAAGGAAACAUCUUCUGUAUCAAGGUCACAUUCAUCAAGAUCUGAGACUUCAUUGGUGAAACCAAAGAAAAAGAGAAUACCGCCAAUAUUUGGAAUAUUUUCGAGCAAAAAGACUGGGAAGAACAAUAAAGUCAUGAAAUCCAACUCUUUUAUGACGGAUAAAACUGUGUCUACUGAUUGUCCCUGUAGUGAAAUUCAGGAAAAUAGUUUGAGUAAAAUUGAUGAAUGGGCCAACAGCGUAGCUCGCAUACCAAGAGCGAAACAAAUCAAGGGGUACUCAAAUUUCAUCGAAGGAAGUAUUUUAUCUCAUAUAACAGAAUCCAAUUUUAAAAAUCAAUUCAUAUAUAUCCAGGUGAAAAUAUCAGCAGAUGCCUCUACAAUCAUUGGUUCAGAAUGUGAGUGCAAAGCAGGGAAUGGACACUGCAGCCAUUCUUUAGGUCUUCUCUACCUGGUAUCCCAUUACCAGAAACUUGGACUAACAGCUGUUCCACCAGUCCAGAGCAAGACAUCACUGCCACAAACAUGGCAUAUUCCCAGUAGAGUGGAAGGACUUGCUCCGAAAUCUGUGGAUAGUUUAGAAAUUUCUAAAAUCAAACCACAACAGGGUCCUCCCAAAAAGAAAAAGAGGGUCACUGAAGGCAUUCUACCCAACAUUUACUGCCCUGUUGAGAAACCCAUCUCAUCAGAUUUCUCUCAGCAGUUGAUCUUGAACUUGAAGUCUGUUGGAAGUGAUGCGCAGAUUCUCAAAAUUCUGCCCUCCACUUCAACACGUACAGCAGAAUCAACAUUUGGUCCAGUACCCUUUGGAUGCCCAUUGUCAUACCAACAGAAAUUAAACUCAACAAUCACAGACAUACUUAACCAUCCAGAUGUAAUUUAUCCCAAUUUUCCAUGUCCAAAUUUACAACAGGCCUACAAUGCAGUUUUGCCUGAGAAUCAACUAAACAUGUUACUAGGAAUGCACGUCACUGAAACAACCAGCAGAGAAGUGGAGGAGCAAACAAGACUUCAAAGUCACAACAAAACAUGGCAUGAUGUCAGAAAAAACCGAAUUACAUCUUCAGUGUUUAAGGAUGUUUGUUCGCGCAGAUCAGACUUUGCAGCUCUUGCUUCCAGACUUCUGAAGUCUAAAAACAUAAUGACGGCUCAGAUGAAAUUCGGCAUAGAAAAUGAGCCAGCUGCUGCAAAAACCUAUAGCGAGAUAACAGGCAAUAGUGUCUACCUGUGUGGGUUUGUGAUAAACCCUAGUGCCCCAUAUCUCGGCACAUCACCGGAUAGGAAAGUGUUUGAUCCAAAUGCAAUUCCAGAGUAUGGACUCCUUGAAAUAAAAUGCCCGAGCAAAGACUCGUUUACAGAGUGUAGAUAUCUUGUACAGAACAAGAACAAUCAUUCAUUUAAACUGAGGACCAGUCACGGUUACUAUUUCCAGGUCAUUGGCCAAAUGGCACUAACUGGACUGAAAUGGUGUGACUUUUUUGUCAAGUGUAGACAUGAUUUUCACAUGGAACGAAUAUCAUUUGAUCAGGACAAAUGGGAUUCAAUGAAGUCUUCUUUGGACAAAUUCUACUUUGAGGAAAUGCUUCCACAAAUAUGUCACAAAGAUUAA